CACAACGAAGGCGGUAGUGAACGCGGUCGCUUCGGGGCGCGGCGCAGUAUUCGAGUAGCAAAUAAUUAGACAUGGAGCUGAAGGGGAAGGUAGCCCUCAUCACCGGCGCCGCGGCUGGCAUCGGCCUCGCCUACAGUCAAGAACUGCUUAAACAAGGAGCCAAGGUUGCGAUUUGUGAUAUCGACUCGGAAAUCGGCGAGCAAGUGGUCGACGAUCUAGGCUCCAAGUAUGGACGGAAGAAUGUACUAUUCUGUCGCUGUGACGUCACCGACUAUCCCCAAUACGAGGAGGCGUUCGAGAUGACAAUGGAAGUGUUUAAUCGCUUGGACAUAGUGAUCAACAACGCGGGUGUAAUGAACGACCGAUUCUGGGAAUUGGAGGUUGACGUUAAUUUAAAUGGAGUAAUACGCGGAACUCUGCUAGCAUAUCGCUUUAUGAGUAAGGAUCGCGGCGGCCAGGGUGGCACCAUUGUGAACACAGCGUCCACUGCAUUUACCAGGCCUCAGGUUUCCACGCCUAUUUAUACUGCCACUAACUACGCUAUCGUGGGAUUAACCAGGGCUUAUGGGGAUCAGUACCACGUGAAUCUGACUGGCGUGCGGAGUAUGGUGAUUUGCCCAGGCCUAACUGAUACUGGUCUCGUUAAGGAGAUCCGUAAACAGCUCAUGUCCUCUGAGUACGAGGCAGCUUGGCAAAGGGAUAACGCUAGCUGCAAAAUUCAGAGCUCUGAACACGUGGGCCGUGCGUUAGUAGAGAUCCUGGCAAAGGGUCAGAGUGGCUCCGUAUGGAUCGUGGACAAUGGUACACCGGCACGGGAGUGGCGCGGUUAAGUCCAUCUUCGAAAACCCUUUAUUUUAUCGAUUAUGCGUAUAAGCGCAUUUUCCAUUGUGGGUCGAGACGAUUUAGGUAGCCGAUGGAUUGAUUGAUGAUAAAGAAACUGUUUCAAGUAGGACAUGGAAAUGAGAACUAAGGAAUGGCUAUGAAGUCAGACGUGACCCUCGCUUAUCUAGAAAACAUUUUUUACCUCUUUUAUACCCUCCCAAGUCCCAAUAUUUCGAUCACAAUGGAAACAAACAACUAAGGCCACAUCCGCAAUCAUACUGAAUGAGCCUAGUAUUUUCUUAUGUUAAAAUCUAAGUCAUUUAAAAAUUGGGGCAUAUAUACUAUAAGCUCAAAGAAUACGAUAGGAUAGGAAACGCU
Molecule: messenger RNA, 1200 nt
Organism: Spodoptera exigua (beet armyworm)
Lineage: Eukaryota; Metazoa; Arthropoda; Insecta; Lepidoptera; Noctuidae
Source: the annotation of a GenBank genome assembly